This is a messenger RNA of Scheffersomyces stipitis CBS 6054, 2191 nucleotides long. RefSeq names its product putative tRNA 4-demethylwyosine synthase (gene YPO7). The transcript has 2 exons. Gene Ontology annotation, molecular function: FMN binding; 4 iron, 4 sulfur cluster binding; catalytic activity. The record is from RefSeq and is a predicted model, not a curated record. Bases 17 to 2143 code for a protein of 708 amino acids. NCBI's taxonomy places the organism in Eukaryota, Fungi, Ascomycota, Pichiomycetes, Serinales, Debaryomycetaceae. Gene Ontology annotation, biological process: wybutosine biosynthetic process.
UCUCUCUAGUACCAUUAUGGGGGCAGGAUCAGGUUUAUUAGUAGUUUGUGGAGUGGUCCAUGCUAUUUCGGGUGGACGAAUCUCGCUCUUAAGUGAAUCUCCAAUCUAUGCAGUUGAUUUCACAUCUACUUCCUUUACUCCUAGUGGAACCUCUGUGAUUCCUAAAAGAGAAGUCAGAACCACCAGAGCAAAAAGAACUCCCAAGGUGUUUAAAAAAGCCAUGCCAGUCAAGAGCAUUGUCGAGCCAACUAUGACAAAGUCAGAAGUGAAGCUUUUGGAGUCGCAAAUCUAUAUUUUCUAUACUUCGUUAACUGGCUCUUCUCAGAGAGUAGCGACUGCUUUGAAAGAAAAGCUUGAAGGCUUGGAAGACUUGCAGAACGAACCCAAGUUGAUGAGUCUUGAUGAUGAUGUCGACGAUCUUGAAGAAUACUUCUUGAAAACUCCAGAUAACGGGGCUACCAAGAACAUCUACUUGUUGGUUUUGCCAUCUUAUGAGACCGAUUCUCCUAUUGACUAUUUCCUUGAGCAUUUGAAGGAUACUUACCAGGAUUUCAGAGUCGACAAAUACCCUAUGAGGACGUUAUUGGGUUUUGCUAUUUUGGGUUUGGGAGACUCAGAAUCGUGGAGUGGAGACAAAUUCUGCUAUCAAGCCAAAUUGGCUGAUAGAUGGAUGGGUAAAUUGGGAGGAAGAAGGUUGUUCCCCGUAGGUGAAGUUUGUAUGAAAUACGAAGGAGAACCCAAAGCCCACGAAUGGAUCCAGAAUUUUGCUUCACUCAUGGUGGAUGACGAGCCAUUCUAUAUAGAUGAAGGAGAAGACGACAUUGAUGACAGUGACAAGGAAGACAGCGAGGGAAAUAGUGAUGAUGCAGACACCCUUGUAGACGUCGAAGAUAUGGGAAAUAUAAUAAGGAAAUCUGGAACGAAGGGAUUGUCUGAAACUGAAACCAAAGAAAUGGUAGCUAAAGAUUCACCCACUUACAAGUCCUUAACUAAGCAGGGGUACACCAUUGUAGGAUCCCAUUCUGGAGUCAAAAUCUGCAGAUGGACCAAGAGUGCCUUAAGAGGGAGAGGCUCUUGCUAUAAGUUUGCAUUCUACGGCAUCAAGUCACAUUUGUGUAUGGAAACAACUCCUUCCCUUGCUUGUUCCAACAAGUGUGUCUUCUGCUGGAGACACGGUACUAACCCAGUAGCCAAACUGAACUGGAGAUGGGUAUUGGAUCCACCAGAAAAGGUCAUGGAAGGUGCCUUACAGGGCCACUACCAGAAGAUCAAACAGAUGAGAGGUGUGCCUGGGAUUCAAAUGGACAGAUUCCAGGAAGCAUUCCAGGUCAAACACUGUGCACUUUCUCUUGUGGGAGAACCUAUAUUCUACCCUCAUAUCAACGAAUUCGUAGGUAUGUUACAUGAAAAGCACAUUUCCUCUUUUCUUGUUUGUAACGCUCAGCAUCCAGACAACCUUGCUAAGUUGUCUAAGGUGACGCAGUUGUACGUUAGUAUAGACGCGCCAACUAAGACCGACUUGAGAAAGGUAGAUCGCCCUUUGAACAGUGACUUCUGGGAACGGUUGAUGUCGUGCUUGGAUAUCUUAAGAACUGUCCAGAGUCACCAGCGUACUGUUUUCAGAUUGACGUUAGUCAAGGGUUUCAACAUGAACGACAUUGAGAGUUACGCCGAUAUGGUUGAAAGAGCCCGUCCAUCACAGAUCGAAAUUAAGGGUGCAACUUUCUGUGGUUCUUCCACCGGAAACGGAAAUCCAUUGACUAUGCAAAACAUUCCAUUCUAUGACGAGUGUAAGGAGUUUGUUAUCAACUUGAGCAACGAAUUGCAAUCCAGAGGCCUCAACUAUGAUAUCGCUGCUGAGCAUGCCCAUUCCUGUUGUAUCUUGAUGGCAGACACCAAGUUCAAGAUCAACGGAAAAUGGCAUACCCACAUCGACUAUCCUAAGUUCUUUGAGCUUCUUGAAAGUGGAAAGGAUUUUGUCGACUUGGACUAUGUUAGGGAGACGCCAGAUUGGGCUGUGUGGGGAUCCGACGAAGCUGGUUUCAAUCCUGAAGACACUAAGUACGACAGAAAGACCGAAAAGUUGAAGAAGAAAUUGGAGAGAGAGGAACAGGCUAGAAAGGUCAUUGAACAGACAGAAUAACUAAUUGUACAGGGCAUUAUAGAUAUGGAAAAUAUAAAUUACUACAAU